AGUGCCUACCAUGACACAUGUAUACCGAAAUCCCUUGUGCCACCACCGGAGCCAUCCCAAAUCAAAGGAGUCAAAGAUGACCUCGGCAAACGGGACGCAAUCUUGCAGUCUGUCAUCUGGAAGGAGAAUGUUCAUGCCGAGCAAAGAUGUUUGAAAAAUUGGUGGGUAGCAUUGAGCAGAUGUAUCAAUUUAACGGAUCAAAUUGAAUUACUGCUCUCAUUCUAUUGACUAAGCACUUGAUAAAGGCUCUUUUUUGUGUUACAUUUUAAAUUUUAUCCUAUAAUGAAUGAAAGAUAUAUUGGUCUUAGAUUAUAUAUAUAUAUAUAUAUAUAUUAUAUAGGUGGUUCUUACACAUGCAAUGUUACAGAAACAUCAAUGUUUGACAGAUGUUAUGAAACCUUUGAAUACUUCUAUGAUACUUUUUAUUGGUUGAGAGGUGGUUUUCAGGCCAGGUCUGAUGUGUUUUAAUUGAUUGAUUUUUUUUCUUCUGUUUUUUACAGGGAGACAAAUUGGGGUUUCCUAACAGAGUUUGAUUCAAAGGUGAGCCUGAAUAGGUGGAAAAAAAAUCACUUUGUUUAGACAAUCUUUGGAAUUUGGUGAUUUUAUUCACAUUAACCUCAGAAUUUGCAUGCAGCUUUCAUCCAUCAAAACGUUGUUUUCUUCUCCUCAAAUAAACAACUCCUUAUUCAUUCUUUAAUUUUAGGACAACUUAACAAAAUUUUUGUUUUGUAAGGUCAACAAUCUGUUUAUUAAUUUAUUUUUUUUUCGGAUAAAUUUUUGAAAUGGUAUCUUUGCAUAUCCUGUUACCGCUUCUCGACCCUUUGGUUUGGCAGUGGCGGACAUCGGUCAAAUAAAAUGAGACCACGAACUGGACAAGGACCUGUAAGGUUCAAGAGGCCCCCAAUAUUGCAGUACAACUGCAUGGGGGAGAGGGGGGCGGAGAAGAAAGCAAAAAUUAAUCAUCCUGUGUUACCCCUACACAUACAUUUUAUUGUGAAAUUUGGUAAAAAUAACAAGUAAUAAAUCAAAUAUAAAUAACAAAAAGUUCAAAGAUAUGUUUUCAUUAAGAGCCUUAACAUUUGAGGUUGCGAACAAACUCCAUAGCUAUGAAAUUUCUUUACAGGGAAACGCUAAAGUCAAAGAAGUGUUGCCAGAAAAGUCCAACAUGUUCAGCACUGUCGUCCCGAACACAAACUCGGGUAACUAUGGCAACAGACUCAGCACUGAAACGGGGCAGACAAUGCAGUCGCUAGAGAACAAAUUUUUCAGCGAAAGCAGGCGCAGGAAACUACCGGAGGAAAUGAUAUGCUACUGAAAUUACUUAAUGUUUAUUUAACUUGAUCUUACUGAAAGAUUUUACUGAAAUUACUUAUUACUUAUUAACUUCUUCCUAUUGAAAUGAUGUUACUGAAAUUACUUAACUUAAGUUAUUCAAUCGGUUCUAACUAAAUUCAUGUAAACCUAAACCUGUAUUUUUAACAUGUAUGUAGAUAUUUAUAAGAUGUUAUUUCUUUCAAAUUUAUUUUAUAGAUUGAUUGAGUUCUAAAACUAUUAUUUUUUUUUUACAAAAAUUUCCAUAUAAUUCAUUUAGGCUAUUGCUAAAUAUUUAUUCAAUUCUAUAUUAAUAUUUGUCCCCGACUUGCUAAGACUUACUUAUAAUAUAUUUUUUGAGAUUUGUUACGGAUGUAAGUUCAAGGAACACUAAUGAUCCUAACAGCCCCUCACACUGUUUAAUAUUAGUAAGAUGUGAAUAAAAUCUAUCAAUCUAUUUAUGAUAUUUACUAUUAUGUCACUGUCUCAUUAUAAUAGUUUUUAUUUAUACUUAAAAAUCUCUACUUAUUGGAGGACCAUGUUCUCAUUUGCAUAUAUUCUUAUAUCCCAUGUCUUCAAUGUCUGGGGUUUUAAGAAAAUUGUUAAUAAUAUUUUUUUUGUAUAUAAUUUAAAUGAUACAUGCUUGAAUGGUUGUAAGGUACUUAUCAAAAUUUUUAUUUUAAAAAAAAAAGGGGAAACAAAUUUAUUUUGUGAACUUCUUAUUAAAUUGGGCAUUGCCUUUAAGAAAAACACUGAUUAUAUCGUUCUUAGCUUUUCAGUUUAAUCAUGGAAGUUUUUUAGUGUACCAAUCGAUAGAUUUUUUUUUUAGUAAUGAAACAUGUAGCCACAAUGAGGUUAAAAAAAUAAUGAAGCAUCAGAAGAUGAUUAAAAAAUAAAACUUAAUAUCACUGUGUCCCAAGGACUUGAAAUACAAAUUUAUAUCACUGUGUCCCAGCUCUUUAAAUAAAAGGCUAUAUCACUUAUUGUUCCUAGUUCUUGCAAUAAAAACUUACAUCACUAUGUGUCUCUAGCUCUUUAAAAAUAUUUUCACUUUCACUAUAACUUAUUAUCGUUGAUGGAACAUUUUUUUGUCAAUCAUUUAAUUUAAUGGAAUAAAUGAAACAUCUCAAGGCACCAGUUUGAAAUCCUGUGGUGGAAACAAUAGCUAAAUCCACAUGACUUGAGAAACUGUGGUGGAAAAAAGCAAAAUGGGAAAUCUGUAAAUUAUUCUUAUACUAACAUUAAAAAAAAAAAAUCUUCAACCUAAAUUUCUAAUCAAAGGAACGUGGAGCUUCAUUCUUAUAUUUCAAAAAAAGUUUUUGUUUUCUCUGAUAAACGUGAUGUCUAUUUCUUGCGCAAAAAAACAUUGACUUAUUUUUUAAAAUUUCUUGAUUGUGUGGAUAAACAGAGUAAAAAGAUAUACACAUUUGUUAAAAUUACAACAAGUUGUUAGAAAGAAAAAAUUAAUCUAUGUUAUAUUAAAAAAUUAAAAUCCACUGUUUGAAAUAUU
Molecule: messenger RNA, 2821 nt
Organism: Lymnaea stagnalis (great pond snail)
Lineage: Eukaryota; Metazoa; Mollusca; Gastropoda; Lymnaeidae
Source: the annotation of a GenBank genome assembly